Molecule: messenger RNA, 201 nt
Organism: Echinostoma caproni
Lineage: Eukaryota; Metazoa; Platyhelminthes; Trematoda; Plagiorchiida; Echinostomatidae
Source: the annotation of a GenBank genome assembly
AUGGUGGAAGUCAUUCAUAAGCAUUUGGAUCACGUGAAACUCUGGAUCGAAUUGUAUGACGGAAUGGAGCAAGACAUAGAUGCUGAAUUACCUCCAGCUGUGAUCAAGUGGAUUUUCAAAGGUUAUGAGAUGACAAGUGACAAUCCGGUCUGUACAAUCUACAAACAGUUGAUGAAAACCUGUCCGGAGGCAAAGCUAUGA